Bipolaris sorokiniana ND90Pr is the source of this 1254-nucleotide messenger RNA. RefSeq lists its product as uncharacterized. NCBI's taxonomy places the organism in Eukaryota, Fungi, Ascomycota, Dothideomycetes, Pleosporales, Pleosporaceae. The coding region runs from base 191 to 832 and encodes 213 amino acids. The transcript has 3 exons. The record is from RefSeq and is a predicted model, not a curated record.
GUCCGCCUUCACCUUCGCUGCUUGACCAUCCGUGCCCCUUGCAUUGACUCGUUCACUAUCUGUCGCUGACCGUAUAUAACUUGUUGUAAUUCCCUCACCAGUCACUUGUUCCCGCCACCGCUGAGCUUUACACACCACACAUAUUCUACUAAACACAUCACCACCCACCGCCAUUCCCAUAAUCCCCGUCAUGCGUUCCGUCUUCGCUCUCGGCAUUGCCGCCUUGACUGGCUUCACUGCUGCUCAGACAACUCCACAGAUGAACUACCCUUACACAAUCGACCCAGACACCGUUCCCCAGUCCACCAGAGACUACUGGUGCUCUCAGAACACGGCACAAUGCCCUCUCAUCUGCCUCCAGCAGCCUGGCGUCAACUCCAUGAGCACAGAGUCAAAUGACUGCGAUUCUGACAACUUGACCUACAACUGUGUCUGCGACAACGGCAUCUCCCCAAACAUUACCGAAUACUCCCAGACCCUGCCAUUCUUCAUCUGCCAGCAAUGGGGAAACAACUGCGUUGACAACUGCGGCAAUGACUCUACCUGCCAGAGCGCCUGCCGUCAGGACCACCCAUGCGGUGCCCAAGAGCCCUACCGCGGUAACACUUCUCUCCCCACCACCAUGGCCUCCACCGCAAAGCCAUCCGGUACCGCCAGCAACACCAUCCCAGUCACUGGUUUCGGUGGUGCCGAGCCCACCGGCAGCAGCGGCAGCAACAGUGGCAACAACAACAACAACACCGGCGCUGGCUCCCUCUUCAUGCCCAACGCUGGUCUGGGUCUGGCUGCUCUCUUCGGCAGCGUCUUUUUCGGCUUUGCCGUCCUCUUGUAAUGAGGUCCGGCGAGGAUAAAACAAGCACGCAUCUUUUCAUUUUCUCUGCAUUUUUCACUCCCUCUUCUCAUGCAUAGCGUCUCGGAUUCAAAAAUAGUCCUUUCAGUUUUCGAUACCCAUUUGGGGAAGCGAUACAUGACUCGCUCAUUUUAGCACGAGGCCUGGCGAGGUCUCCCCUGUCUUUUGAUUCAGAGCAUUGCGGUUCUUCUCGGCAGUAUUUGCAUAUUUUGGGAGCACGAGCAUCAGCCGCAGUACAGUUGGCAUAGUAUCACGUUAUAAUACGAAUAACCGGCACGACGGUUGAUUAUGGAAAUCAUGUUUCCGAUGCACAUUACUGCGAUUCCCUGACUCACAUCCCAUGCACCCUUCCCCAAACACAAUCCUCGGAUAUCAAAACAUAAACAGGUUCAGGCACACAGCAC